Messenger RNA from Periophthalmus magnuspinnatus, 3344 nucleotides. RefSeq names its product zinc finger protein 432-like. Bases 77 to 2398 code for a protein of 773 amino acids. Lineage: Eukaryota; Metazoa; Chordata; Actinopteri; Gobiiformes; Gobiidae. Gene Ontology annotation, molecular function: RNA polymerase II cis-regulatory region sequence-specific DNA binding; DNA-binding transcription factor activity. The transcript has 12 exons. The record is from RefSeq and is a predicted model, not a curated record. Gene Ontology annotation, biological process: regulation of transcription by RNA polymerase II.
UAGCGCCUUCUGGUGAUUUCCUCCAAUCUUUAAACUCUUUUGAAAACAAUAAAAGAGCGGGGCCCGCAGGUCCGGCAUGGCUCUGCCCCUGUCUCACUUGCGGCUGCAGGCCCCGCCCCUGCGUCUACUGCUAGGCGCAAUGUGGCGUGUUGCCCAGCAACAGGCCUAUGAACAUUAUGGGAUAUUGGAGGAGUGUGUUGUUGCAGCAACAGAGUCAGUCCCCGAUCUACUGUCAAUCAAAGAGAAGACCGUCCUGCUGCUGGCUCUAAGGACCAAGAUCUUUCUCUCAGAUCCAGACCCUUCUCAUUUGGACCGGAGCAAAGUGUCUCCUGUGACAGAUGGUGAGUGGGACAGAUCCAUGUCAUCUCUGAAGGACGCUGUGUCAAAAGGGCUGGAUCCAGAGACGCUCAGAGAAGUCUUUGGUUGUGAGUUUGAUGCUGCUUUGGAGUCGCUUUUAUGUCACUUCCUGUCCCGCCUCCAGCAGCUACUUCCUGUCCCUGAUUUUGCAAAGGUCUCUUCCAUGCUCCAAGAUGACUGGCUCAAAGACUGUUUACAGGAAGUGAAAAGUCAGCAGCUCAAGGAGUUUCUGGCCAAUCACAGCUCAGUACACAAUCCUACUUGUCCAGCUCCAGAGUCCAAGCCUGAGGUCGUUCUGAAAUCUGCUUGGCAACAGCUACUGAGUUUACAGAGGAUGAAUGAGGUAUCCAAAACGACCAACAAGAAACAAGAGACACUAAAACCUACCAAUCAGAAACGAAAUUUGACGACUUGUACCAAUCAGAAGUCUUUAGAGCCCAAACCUGUGCUUCCAACGGCCAAUCAAACAACGGUGGUCACGCUGUUGAACCAGAAUUUCGCUUUUCCCCUUGUACUCAAACAGACACCAUAUUUCCUCUUUCCUACCAAGAACACUCCUUUGUCCAAGGUGACCAGUCACAGCUCUUCUGUGUCCAUCCCGACCAAUCACAGCUCUCCUGUGUCUGUCUCGACCAAUCACAGCUCUCAUGUGUUCAUCCCAACCAAUCACAGCUCUCCUGGGUCUAUCCCGACCAAUCGGAAGCCCUCAAAGUCCAAAUUGUCAAAGCCCAAAAAAAGAAAACAGAUUUCUAUGACCAAUCAGACACAUCCUGGUUGUGAGGUGGAGAUUGUGAUUAAUCAGAGGACUGACCAAUCACAGCUAACCUCUGCCCCUACAAAGGACCAACCAGCGCCUUCCUCCUCUGCUGUGACUGUCCAAUCAGACGCAGCAUCCUCAGAGGCUCCUCAGGACUCACUGUCCCAGAAUCCUCGCCGUCUGCCUCAGAAAUGUCCCCAAUGUGGAAAGUGCUUCUUCUACCGCAAUCAGGUCCUCAAACAUCUGGAGAGCAACCGCACAUGUUCUGUCGCCUCUCAUCCAAUCAGAGCGCUGCAUUGUUUCCAGUGCCCUGCCUCAUUUCAGACCAAAGUCGAACUCCUUACACACCUGAGGACUCACCGCGCCCAGUUCCCAGCCCUGGGCCAGUCCAGACCCAAGACUGGGACUGGACCCGGACCCAAGAACGAGACUGGAUCCAAGACUGGAACUGGACUCAAGACUGGGCUCAGAGCCAGGACAGGGGACACCCAGCAGGGGGCAGUAAAGGAGGCUGUACAGGAGCGUCCCUCGUUCAGCUGCUGUCUCUGUGAUGAGCGCUUUAAACACCAGACUCUGCUCUUGUCUCACCUGGAUCAGCACGCACUCAAGGGUGAGGAGCCACGCUAUGACUGCCUCCACUGUGAACAGAGCUUCACAGGCUCCACCCUUCUGCGCAUACACCAGCGCACUCACGUGCCCCGUCCCUUUGUGUGUGAUGUGUGUGGGCGGAGUUAUGCGUCAGAAGUUGCACUGACAGCUCACACCAAACUUCACGGCGAGAAGCGUUUCCUGUGCCACACAUGUGGGCGGGGCUUUGUAAGCCGCGUCGCUCUCCGUUCUCAUGUCCGCACGCACACAGGAGAACGCCCGUAUACAUGCACGCUCUGUGGGCGGGGCUUCGCCUUCAACGCCGGCCUCAAAGUUCAUUUGCGACGCCACCUAGGGGACAAACCCUACACUUGCAGCGUCUGUGGCAAAGGCUUUCCCUCCGGAGGAGACCUGCAGGCGCACGCCCGCACGCACACAGGGGAGAAGCCGUAUGUUUGUCGAGAGUGUGGGAAGAGGUUUGUUGUCUCAACUCAACUGAGAGCUCACCGCCGCACACACACAGGAGAGAAGCCGUGCGCUUGUCCAGAAUGUGGGAAGAAGUUCAGUCGAAAUUUUGAGUUAAAGCGACACCUACGGUUGCACUUCAAUGUUCGACCAUUUCAAUGCCCUCACUGCCCAAAAGCCUACACCUGUACCAACCACCUGAGGAGACACCUGAGAACACACCAGGGCUAAACCAGGGCUAAACCAGGACUCAACCUGGACUCAACCUGGACUCAACCUGGACUCAACCUGGACUCAACCAGGACUCAACCAGGACUCAACCAGGACUCAACCAGGACUCAACCAGGACUCAUCUUGUACUCAUCUUGUACUCAUCUUGUACUCAUCUUGUACUCAUCGCGGACUCAACCUGGACUCAACCUGGACUCAACCUGGACUCAACCUGGACUCAACCUGGACUCAACCUGGACUCAACCUGGACUAACCCAUUUGUUUUUGGUUUGGAAGCUGUGGGUGUAUAAUGAACUGUACAAAAUAGAAUGAAUUAUAAAUAGACAUAAUUAUAAGUAGAGGGACCAACAGACCUGUGUGAGGGACCUGCAAAUCCACAGACCGGUGUGAGGGACCUGCUGACCUGUCUGAGUGAUAGAAUGUUAUGUGAACAUGUAAAAGUGUAAAUGUUUUGUUUUGGGUGUUUUGUUUUGUUUUUUUUACAACAAACAGACUUCAACACAUUUGUGAUGGUUUAGACUCUGGGUUUUGUAGUGAGAGUGUAUAUCUAAUCUGAUUAUAACGGUUCAGAUAAGCUGUAUAGCUGUUACUAUUGGCCCACGCUGUGUGCUCCUCACAACAGAGUCAGGUUGAAGUUCUAUGGUUUUAUUUUAGCCUGACUUCAGACUAAUGCACUGACACCACAGUUACAUUACAUUUAUACACUGCCUGGCCAAAAAUUUACCACCCAAAAAAAGGUCACUCUCUCUAAUAUUUUGUUGGACCGCCUUUAGCUUUGAUUAUGGCACGCAUUCGCUGUGGCAUUGUUUCCAUAAGCUUCUGCAAUGUCAAGAUUUAUUUCCAUCCAGUGUUGCAUUUAUUUUUUUCACCAUGCAUAUACCAUAUUGCAUUGAAGAUGGCAGAGUCUGACCACUGCGCAAAGCCUUCUCCAGCACAUCUGUGUUGU